AUGAGCAGCCUCGGAGCCAAGGUUAAAGAUAUUCUCCAUAAGGACCGCCCUGACGAUUCCAACACUACUCCCCAUCCCCCAGGUUCGUUCCCCACAGAAGACAUGGAACCCAGCGAAAUUGAGCAAGGCUGGUCCAAAGGACACGAACAAAACAAGCUACACAAGGCUGACGACCCCCGCGGUUGGACAGAGAGCGAAAGGGAACCUUCUCGCGGCCAUGGAUACAAGGACUCAGGUGUCGGAAUGACCGAGUCUGACAACCGCACUUCCUACAAGCCUUCACAGGACCCCAUGUCCGAGAGACGCAAUGAGCCCUUCUCUGAGAGACGAGACGACAACCUGAACCGAACAAGCGAGUCCGGUGCAUUGGGACAAAAGGAACCCCUUGCACCAUCUACCGCCGAGCACCCCUACUGGGGCGAUAUCCCUAGCCGAGGAGGUGUUCACAACUCUGUGAUUGGCCAUGGUAGCCCCGAGGACGAAGAGCGACGCCACAAGGCCAUUCAUACCGGUGCGACAGAGCCAACUCGAACAUCUGGCACUCUGGAGAGCGGUACCUUCCUCAGCCGACGCGAUCGCGACGAGGCUUCUACCAACACUGAGCCCUACGGCGGCCGACCCAGCGACCGACAGCGCCCUGACGAGAGAACAUCUGGCUCGCACUUCAAGGAGGGCCUUGCUGGCGCGGGUGCUGCCGGCACUGAGCCCUACGGCGGCCGACCCAACGACCGACAGCGCCCUGACGAGAGAACAUCUGGCUCGCACUUCAAGGAGGGCCUUGCUGGCGCGGGUGCUGCCGGCACUGCUGCCUAUGGAGCUCACGAGUUGAACAAGCAACACAACGACAAUGAGGAGGCUAGAAGGUUUGAUCAGACUACCGAUCGAUCCCAGCCUGAGGAACACAAGCAGAGGGCGUUCCCUCUCCUUGGCAAAGAUCAUAAGGAGUCUCAUCAAACUGAGAAGGUCAAGGAAGACAAGCACAAGGACAAGGACCACGAUAGCAAGCUCGGCGGUCUCUUCGGCCGAAAGAGCAGCAAGGAUGAGACUACUCGUGUCGAGGAGCAAGAUCGGGACAAGCACCAUCACUCAAAGACUGGUCCCGCCCUUGGUGCUGCUGGCGCUGCUGGAGCGUAUGCCGCUACUAGGGAUCGUGACGACGACAACCGCCGUGACACAACCACCGGUAAAUAUCAAGAGCCUUCUGCUCAAGACACAUACAAGGAAGACAAGAAGCACGACAGCAAGCUGGGUGCCCUCUUCCACCGAAAGGGAAGCAAAGAUCAGACUGAAAGCACCGAAGAUUAUGACAAGGACAAGCAUCACCACUCCAAGACUGGCCCUGCUUUGGCAGCUGCCGGUGCCGCUGGUGCUGGUGGCGCUUAUGCUGCUACGAGAAACCGACACGACGAUGACAACAACCGUCGUGAUACCACUGCUGGCGCAUAUCAGGACCCUUCUGCAGCCCAGCACACUACCAAGUACCCUGCUGCUGGUCUCGACUCUACUCGGGAUUACAACUCGCAGAACCCUUCCUCUGGUGGUGUUACUCAGAAGCCCUACCGACAAGAGGAUAUUGAUUACCACCGCGGCUCCGGACUUGCCACUGGUGCUGCCGCAGGUCUCGGCGCUGGUGCCCUUGCAUCACACCAUGGCCGUCGCGACGACGAUCGAGCCGCUACUCAGCCAAUGUCAGGCUAUGACAACCAGAGCUACGACCCUACUGCUACUUCUCAGUCUCAUCAGCAGCAAGGCUAUCAGCAGCAAGGCUAUCAGCAGCAAGGCUAUCAGCAGCAAGGCUCUCAGCAGCAAGGCUCUCAGCACCUCCACGGUUUGAGUGCGCCCGCUGUCGCCGGCUACUCUGACUCCAAGGAGCGUCAAGACGCUCAAGGCGCCCAGGCUGCCAACUUCUCCCACAAGGACCCUGUGGGACAGACUCAGCAGUAUGACUCUCACCGAGGUGCUGGCCUUGCUGCCGGCGCCGGCGCUGCCGGUCUAGGUGCUGGCACAUUGGCGUCUCGCUCUGGUCAUGAUCGCAAUGAGCACUCUGGCCUUGACUCUAACAGAGGGUUCGAGAACCAGUCCGCAUACCCCACUGAGGGUUCCGCUAUGAACCCGUCUUCUCGUUCCUAUGAGCAGCAGGACUCCAACCGUGGUAUUGGCUUCGGCGCUGGUGCUGCUGCUGGACUCGGUGCUGGUGCCCUUGCUUCUCGUUCUGGUCGCGACCAUGAUGAGCGCUCAGGCCUUGGAUCCAACCGAGGCUUUGAGUCCAGCAAUGCUUACUCCAGCGAGCGUUCUGCCAUGAAUCCUGCAUCUCAGUCAUACGAGCAGCACGAUUCGCAUCGAGGCGCUGGACUUGCUGGAGGUGCUGCUGCCGGCCUUGGAGGAGGAGCUCUUGCUUCCCAUGCCACUGAACAUAGACGCGAGAAUGACCAAUUCACCACCGGCAACGACCAACGCGGCUUCCAGACCGGGAACACUGGCUCUGGUCUUGGUAACACCCCCGGCAUGGGUAACACUGGUUUCGACUCUUCCAACAAGCAGUCCAUCCCUGGAUCUCAACACGAGUCUCAGCCCUUCACAGAGCGAAAGGAGGAACAUGACCACACUCUCAUGGAUAACGCCAACGCUGGAAAGUACAACAAGCUUGCGUCUGGUACACCCUCUGGCAUCGCGUACGACUAG
Fusarium venenatum is the source of this 2682-nucleotide messenger RNA. RefSeq lists its product as uncharacterized. The record is from RefSeq and is a predicted model, not a curated record. Lineage: Eukaryota; Fungi; Ascomycota; Sordariomycetes; Hypocreales; Nectriaceae.